Messenger RNA from Armigeres subalbatus, 1029 nucleotides. Its product is annotated as centrosomal protein 43-like. The transcript is spliced from 3 exons. The coding region runs from base 353 to 907 and encodes 184 amino acids. NCBI's taxonomy places the organism in Eukaryota, Metazoa, Arthropoda, Insecta, Diptera, Culicidae. The record is from RefSeq and is a predicted model, not a curated record.
UUUCAUAAUUUUUUUUCGCGCAUGUGGAUGUCUUUUGCGAUUGAUUUCAUGAUAAAUGCAAAAAAUAUUACUGAAAUAUUCGAAUCACAGCUAUCUUAAGUUAGAAAUAUCAAUUUUUAAAUUUUCCCAUAGUCGAUUUUUUUUCUAGAACCUUGCAAAAGGCUCUGUGAACUGUCAAAAUAAGUGAGGUUAAGUGAGAGCUUGCAUUGGUCCUUACGAAAAUAGUGUAUAAACAAUAGUUCGUUUAAAAUUGUUGCAAUGCAACUGUUGUGUAGUGCUUUUAAUUGAAUUAAUAUUGCGUAGGAAAAUUGCUACUAAAUAUUCGAAAUAGUUGCUUAUUUUUUGUGUAGAAAUGGAUGAAGACGUUGAGUUUCGCGAUAUGGUGCUAAAAAAGUUAGAAGAAAAAGGCUCCCUACUCGAAAUAAAGGCCAAACUACGCGCGUAUCUGUACGAUGUCAUCGAAAAUGACGGCAAAGUGCCCGAAGUGAUUAAUGAUACCGAUCUCACCUACAAUAAUAGCGUGGACAAAUCGGAGCUCGAAGACGGGGAGGAAUCAGCGGAACCGGAACAAGUGGACGAUCGAUCGCUUGCAUUGGGCUUAGUGUUUGAUCUUUUGGACUGCCUUAAGUUACCGUACACGAAAAAGGUGCUGUCGGCGGAAACCGGAGUACAGAAGCCCUGUACUAGGGUGCGCUUGAAAAGGGAAUUCCUGAGGAAAUCAUUCGACGGAGUUUCCGGUUUAGAGGACGAAGCAAUUUUGCUGCAGCUAAUCGAACAAAAUAGGAAAGAAUCAACGUCCGGCGAAUCCACCGGUGAUGUAUCACAAGUAAGUAAAGAAGCAACAGAAAGUCACAUGACGGCACCGGAGGAAGAGGUGACGGACAAUUCCGUCGCAACCACAAUUUGAUCGGUUCGAAGAUCAAAUGGAAUCUCAGUUUAACAUACAUUCCCAGCAUUUUCUUAUUUGUAACUUACAUGUGCCUUUUGAACGUGUAUUUUAAAUGUAUUAUUUUAUUUUGCUUUACAAAA